CACGUCGUAAUUUUCCACUUUUGCAUUCCUGCCCCUUGCACCUCUGCUCAAGAACAACUGUUGUCUUUAGCUCUGAAAAAUAGCCAAAAUGCCGAACCUUGGAGACGUUUUCCCUAACUUUGAAGCUGACACCACCAUUGGACCCAUCAAGUUUCAUGACUUCCUUGGAGACAGCUGGGGUAUUCUGUUCUCUCACCCUGCUGACUACACACCUGUGUGCACCACAGAGCUAGGAGAAGUCGCUAAACUCCUUCCAGAAUUUGCGAAUCGCAAUGUAAAAGUGAUUGCUGUCUCAUGCGAUGAUGUGGAAUCUCACAAGGGAUGGAUUGGCGAUAUCAAGGCUUACAAAAAGCUGGAAGCCUUUGAGUAUCCUAUCAUCUCCGACCCUAGACGUGAGCUUGCAAUCCAACUGGGCAUGCUGGAUCCGGUUGACAAGGACAAGGCUGGGAUGCCAGUCACUGCUAGGGCUGUAUUCAUUGUGGGACCUGACAAGAAGCUCAAGCUCUCACUCCUCUACCCAGCCACCACUGGAAGGAACUUUGUCGAGAUUAUCCGUGUAAUCGACUCUCUUCAACUGACAGCCUACAAAAAAGUGGCUACCCCAGCCAACUGGACGCAAGGUGAAAAGUGCAUGGUUCUGCCCAGCGUUUCUAAGGAGGAUGCAGAAAAGCUCCCCGGGUACGAGGCAACAGCUGUUCCCUCGGGAAAGAACUACAUGCGAUUGGCCGACCAGCCAAAGUGAACUGAAAAAUGUACUAUCAAGAACAAUUGAGGGAACUGAGAACAAUUUUUGCUUGUUCAAUUUUAGUUGUCAAAAAAUACUUCAAAAACAAGUUAUGUUUGAGGUGUAAA
This is a messenger RNA of Halichondria panicea, 852 nucleotides long. Its product is annotated as peroxiredoxin-6-like. Gene Ontology annotation, cellular component: mitochondrion; cytosol. Gene Ontology annotation, biological process: cellular oxidant detoxification; cell redox homeostasis. Gene Ontology annotation, molecular function: peroxiredoxin activity. The transcript has 6 exons. The coding region runs from base 89 to 742 and encodes 217 amino acids. The record is from RefSeq and is a predicted model, not a curated record. NCBI's taxonomy places the organism in Eukaryota, Metazoa, Porifera, Demospongiae, Suberitida, Halichondriidae.